This is a messenger RNA of Jaminaea rosea, 1480 nucleotides long. Its product is annotated as putative ARO2-chorismate synthase. The transcript has a single exon. Bases 65 to 1405 code for a protein of 446 amino acids. NCBI's taxonomy places the organism in Eukaryota, Fungi, Basidiomycota, Exobasidiomycetes, Microstromatales. The record is from RefSeq and is a predicted model, not a curated record. Gene Ontology annotation, cellular component: cytosol. Gene Ontology annotation, molecular function: chorismate synthase activity; FMN binding. Gene Ontology annotation, biological process: aromatic amino acid biosynthetic process; chorismate biosynthetic process.
CCUCCAUUCUAGAGAUCCUAGCAUCCUCCCUCCCUACAAACACCACGCUCUCACGCCCCUCACCAUGUCAUCCUUUGGCUCUUCCUUCCGCGUCACUACCUAUGGCGAGUCACACUGCUCCUCUGUAGGCUGCAUAGUCGAUGGUGUGCCUCCAGGAAUGGCCCUCAAGCCAGAGGACAUUCAGGUUCAGCUCACACGACGCAGGCCAGGCCAGUCAGACCUCACCACCCCUCGCGACGAGAAGGAUCGGGUAGAGAUUCAAUCAGGCGUAGAGAAUGGCGUCACCCUCGGUACGCCAAUCGCGAUGUUGGUGCGCAACCAGGACCAACGCCCGAAAGACUACACCGAUGUGACACUCGAUGAGUACCCGCGCCCCUCGCACGCCGACUUUACCUACCUUGAAAAGUACGGCAUCAAGGCCUCUUCUGGAGGUGGUCGCUCCUCCGCCCGUGAGACCAUCGGGCGUGUAGCGGCUGGAGCGCUGGCGGAGAAGUACCUCAAGGAGACGUACGGCGUUGAGAUUGUUGCCUUCGUCAGCUCGGUAGGCAAGGUGCACAUCCCGCGCUUCCCCGGCGAGAAGCUCGCAGGUUCCUCAGAUGCAAAUGGGGCAGUUAAAGAGGCAGAAGCCAGCACAUCGACCAGCGCUGUCCCCUCGUCUGCGGUCGACAACCAGAUCGACACCUCGUCAAUGAACGAGGACGAAGCCGAAGAGCCCCUCUCCGCCGAGUUCCGUCAGCUCCUUAGCACCGUCACCCGCGCACAAGUAGACAAGAACGAGAUGCGCUGCCCUCACCCUGAAGCGAUGGAGCGAAUGAGACAACGCAUCUUGCUCGCAAAGUCGAAGCACGAUUCCAUUGGCGGGACGGUCACCUGCGUCAUCCGCAACCUUCCCUCGGGUCUCGGGGAGCCUUGCUUCGACAAGUUCGAGGCUAAAUUGGCACACGCUAUGCUUUCCAUCCCGGCAACAAAGGCCUUUGAGAUUGGCAGCGGGUUCCGUGGUACGGAGGUGCCCGGUAGCAAGCACAAUGAUGCGUUCGAGAUCAAGCCUGACGGUAGGCUGGGAACGAAGACGAACUGGAGUGGAGGAGUACAAGGUGGCAUCACCAACGGCGAGGACGUCUACUUCCGCUUGGGCUUCAAGAGCCCGGCAACGAUCAGCCAGGCACAGGCUACCGCUACGUACGGGGGCACUGCGGGUACGCUCGAGACGAGGGGGCGACACGACCCGUGUGUCACGCCGAGGGCGAUUCCCAUCGUAGAGGCGAUGGCUGCGCUGGUCUGCAUGGAUAUGUUGCUGCAGCAGAAGGGGAGGAUGGGCAUGGCGAGAAUGCUCCCCACGGAAACGGUCGAGGCGUUGCCUACCAGCAUGAAGGGGGGAAAGAAGCUGCCUAAGCAGGGCGAGUAGGCGUGCGCGAAGUAUCCAGUGACGACGACGAUGACCAAUAGAUGCUACGUAUUUGAGAUGAACCGAGGCGGCGUG